This is a messenger RNA of Funneliformis geosporum, 642 nucleotides long. NCBI's taxonomy places the organism in Eukaryota, Fungi, Glomeromycota, Glomeromycetes, Glomerales, Glomeraceae. The record is from the annotation of a GenBank genome assembly.
AUGGAAGUUGACCUUUGCUUUGUUAUGGAUUGUACCGGUUCUAUGGCAAGCCACAUUAACGCUGCUAAAGCCUGUAUCCUUAGGAUAGCAGCACAUAUGGAAACUUUUAAACCAAGUGUUACAAUUCGAUUCGGUUUCUGUGGCUAUCGCGACCACUGCGAUGGUGUUAACCGUCUGCAGAUUAUCCCCUUCACUGACUCGAAAGUGCAUUUCGAAAGAGAAUUAUCCACCGUUUCAGCAAUGGGUGGUGGAGAUAGUCCAGAAGACGUUCUAGGCGGUCUUAAUGCAGCCGUGAAUCAAAUGUCCUGGCGCAAUAAUGUCCGUACAGCCCGUAUAAUUUACCAUAUCGGGGACUGCCCACCACACGGAACACGUUAUAAAAACAGUAACGAUAGCUACCCUAAUGGCGACCCGUACGGUCUAACUGCAGAAAGUGUGUUAGGGGGGAUGAAAUCCAAACAAAUCUGCUACUUUUUCGGGAAAAUCACAGAACAAACUAAUGAGAUGAUUAACAUAUUUCGCGGCAUAAUUGGAGAAUUUCCAGUGUAUCUUCUUAACACUGUAAAUACGGAGAUGUUAGUCAACAAUAUUUUUGAUUCCACCUGUUCUGCAAUCAAAACUGCUGUCUCCCUAAUAGAAUAG